CUGAUGCUGUAUUCUCCCCUUAAUGAACCAUCCAUGGAAGCAAUGUCACUCCCAGAUGUUUUGAUUCCCAUAUUUGUUGUCAAUGUUUCAGCGCUCUGAGCUGGGAGUGUCAGGACAGACCGAGAGCUCCGGGAGAAGAAAUAACAUUUAUGAAAGGAAACCUCCCCCACGCUUGAUGUAGGAGGUCCAGGUGAUGCAGCAAGUUCUGAAAAUGAAAAUGUGUCUAGUCCGGAGGGCCUGCAAAGUCCAGAUGGUAUGGCCUGCACAGACAGCCCACCUGGCCCCACUAGCCCCAAUAACGUCAUCACAACCAAUCCGACCAGCCGCUAUGACAUCCUGAAUAGCCCGACCAGCCCUGAUGACAUCUUCAUGACCAGUCCAGACGUCAUCUUCAGGACCAGUCGUCCAGAGGUCAACUAUGAUGACGUGCCCUGUGAGAGCCUCCUCUCUCCUGUGGAAGAUUGCAUCUAUGGGAACGUUCAGAGGCCAGAGAACCAUCAUGGCACCAACAACGGCUGGAGCGGCAGUGAGUUUGAGAGCUAUGAUGAGCAGUCAGACAGCGGGACCAAAGUCAAGACCCUGCAUGGCCCACAGCAGUAGUAAGAUAGGGAGGGCUCUUAUUUUGUAUACUCAGCUGCUUUUGCAAUCUCUAUAUUUUUUGUAUUUGUUAUUCAGACCUUGAUACUAUACAUAACUUGGUGCUACAAUUAUUUAAUGACACCCAAGGAUGUCUGUUGCAUCAAUGUAAGCAUUGUGUCUGUGUUUGUUGAAUGGAGAUGUAUUGAGGACUCUAGUGCCCAAAAGCCUGUUUUAGCAUGGGCAGUGCCAUUGAGGACUUUCACCAUUUUGAAGUAGUCAACUGGGUGGAACUUCCUAUGGGUUAAGGAAGGAUCACAUAAUUCCAUCCGGGUCAUCAGGAUGGAUCAACCAAUUAAUAAUACUCGUGACCAAACAUUCCAUAACUGCAGGUGGCAGUAAAUCGCCAAUCUUGGCUUUAUACCUGUUCAAACAACACACUACAGGUGGCAGUAUGUACCCUUUCAGCUAACUACUUCAAAAUGGUACUGCCUGUGCGCUUGCACACAACAUAAUGGGACAGUUACAAUAUUGCAGUCUCUAUACAUCUCUAUCAGUGGAGGCUGCAGAGGGGAGGACGG
Molecule: messenger RNA, 1157 nt
Organism: Salmo salar (Atlantic salmon)
Lineage: Eukaryota; Metazoa; Chordata; Actinopteri; Salmoniformes; Salmonidae
Source: RefSeq, a predicted model, not a curated record